Messenger RNA from Cordyceps fumosorosea ARSEF 2679, 3255 nucleotides. RefSeq names its product Viral A-type inclusion protein repeat protein. The record is from RefSeq and is a predicted model, not a curated record. Lineage: Eukaryota; Fungi; Ascomycota; Sordariomycetes; Hypocreales; Cordycipitaceae. Gene Ontology annotation, cellular component: Golgi apparatus. The coding region runs from base 1 to 3255 and encodes 1084 amino acids. The transcript is spliced from 4 exons.
AUGUUCCAGAGAAUACGAGGCGCCAUAGACCGCACUAUUGCGGAGGAACAGGCGCGACAAAGAGGCGAUGAUGCGCCCAUCUCCAGAUCUGCCUCCGACUCUUCUAGGCAAGGAGCGAAUGCCGGACGGAGAUCUCGACCAACCAACGGCACCGCCGAUGGCGUAGAUACGCCCCCGAAUCCCGAUCCCGCCGUUUUCGAGGCCGCAUUUGUUAUUGACGAUAGCGACGAGCCAAGCCGCACUGGCACUCCGAAACCGCCUGUACCUGAAAAGGAUGUUCCUGGCUCCAAGGAGGCUGCCGCCGACGAUGACAGCAAGACCGAGGCAAAAAGCGAAACGCGCACAAGCACAGAGACGCCAAAGCAUACCGCUGCUUCGAUUGCAAGCUCAACAACUGCGGUCACCUCGACCGAGCUGCCGUCGGAGAUUAAGCAGCGUCUGCGGAAGCUCGAGAAACUCGAGGCUACCUACCCAGAACUCUUGCGAUCAUAUCGAGUAGCGCAUAAGCGAGCCACGUCCAUUGAGCCAUUUGAAAAGGCCCUGCGCGAAAAUACACCCCUCACCUCCAUUGCCGACCCCGAUGCGAUGAUUGAAUACCUCAACCAAUUGAACCAAAGGGGUGGCAUGGUCAUGGACGAGCUGAAGCGAAUCUCUGCUGAGAAGGAUGAGAUAAAGAAGAAGCAACUACAGGCCGAGAAGUCGUUGAGCGACGCCCAGAAGGAACUCGACGAACUGAAAGCAGCGAGCAAGACGGCGCCUGAGACAGACGGUGAACCUUCGAAGCUUAGCAAGGAAGCUGGUGGGGACUUCUUCUCCUACGAGGAUGAGAUUCCUCAGCUUCAGGCCGAUGUGGAAGCCAAAGCAGAGGAAAUUGAGAAGCUCAAAUCUGAAGUGGCCAAGCUCCAGAGCGAUUUGUCGGCUGCGAAGGAGAACAGUGCCGGACUCACUGUCAGUCUAGACAAGGCUAACAAGGAGGUGGGGGAUUCGAGCAACAAAUCUAAAAACCAGGAAAAGUUGCAAAAUGACCUCGACCGUCGAACCAAGGAAUGCGAAGAGCUCACCGAAAAGCUGAAGACAGCUGAGUUCUCGUUGAAGAAACUCCAGGAUACUUCUAACAAGGACAUUGAUGCUAGCGCUACCAAAGUCAAGGCCGCGGAAACUUCUCAAGCUGCGGCCGAAACUCGGGUCAAAAAUCUAGACGCGGAGCUCUCCAAGGCAAAGGCGGCUACAAGCAUCUCAAAGAGUCUAAUUGAUGACCUCAAGUCGCAAGUUCAAAAGCUCAAUACGGAGAAAUCAGAAAAGCAGACAACGAUCGAUGAGCUAACUAAGAAGGUCAAUGAGACGGCAUCUGAGACGUCUACCGCUGCCGCUUCAGACAAGACAGUGAAGCCGACUUCUGUCACCGCUGGGUCAGGCGGCUCAAAAAAGAAGAACAAGAAGAAGAAGGGCAAAGGUGGCGUUGCGGCAGCGCAAACCAUUGCUGAUGAGGAUAGCGAGAACAAAGCUAGCGAGCCAGCGAAGGAAGAUUCGGGUGUUGAUGUCGAUACUUUGCAGACUGAAAUCAACCAGCUCAAGGAGGACAUCAAGCGCAAAGACGCCGAAAUCGAGCGGCUGAUGCAGAAACGAAAAUCUGAGGAGGAUUUGCAGGAGGAGAUUGAAACUCUCAGGGAUAAUCUGGUCAAUAUUGGGCAGGACCAUGUUGAAGAUAAGGAGAAGCUCAAGUCUCUUGACCAGGAAAGAAAGGACUUGCGAACAGAGAUCGAAGAGCUUCAGAGCAAACUCAAGUCGUCGACCUCUAGUUCUAAGGACAGCGACAAGAUCCGAGGCGAGAUGGAGACUCUACAAAAAGAGCACGAUGGUCUCAAGGAAAAGUUUGGUACAUUGCAGUCCGACCUGGGCGCUGCUCAGCAACUUGCGCAAACAAGGUUCAAGGAUCUCAGUGAGCUGAAAGAAGUCUUGCAGAAAGCUCAGCCGGAGCUUAAGAGCCUACGCCAAGAAUCUGCAACACUCAAGACUACGAAGGAGGAGCUUGCCAACACGGUGAAAGAAUUGAGGGAGAUGGAAAGGAGGGAGAAAGAGCUGAAGAAAGAGAUUGCGUCGGCCCAGCAACUUGCCACUGAUCGCGCCACCGAGAUUACGAAUCUUAAGGAAAGGCUCAGUCAAGAAGCUAGUGCGAAGCAGAAGCUUGAGGAGAACCAGCGAGUGUCCGGUCGUGACCUGCGUCGUGCCGAAGCAAGCAAAAUUGAACUGAGUGCCAAGGCAGAAAAGGCAGAGGCCGAGCUUGAGAAACUUCAAGAAGAGGCCAAGAAGCUACGACCUCGUGUCAAGGAACUCGAAGAGCAAAUGCACAAGUUCAAGCGGGAGAAGUCGGCAGCACAGGAGGAAGCAGAAUUCAAGUCGCAACAGUAUGUCAACGCACAAGCUCUGCUCAGCAGCAUGCGUGACCAGACAACCGAGAUGUCGGUGCAGCUGAAGGAGUCCAAGUCGCAAGCGGAGGCUGUAGAGGAAGAGCUUGCCGAGGUGCAGAAGCUGCUGCAGGAGAGAACACGCGAGGGCGAGACGAUGCGCCGGCUGCUAUCCGACGUCGAUGAGCGAGCGGACGGCAAAGUGCGGGAGAUGCGAACGCGCAUGGAGGCGGCCAUCGAGGAGCGCGAGCGCAUCGAGGACGAGGCCAGCACGGCCGCGCGCAAGCGGUCGCGCGAGGCGGAGGAGCUCCGGCAGCGGGUGCGCGAGCUGGAGCGGGAGGUCAAGAGCGCGACGCAGGAGCGCGACGAGCUGGACGAAAAGUCCAAGGCGUGGCGGCGGCGGCGCGACGAGCUCGAGGCGGUGGAGACGCGGGCGUCGGCCGAGGCGGAGGAGAUGCGCGCGACGGCGUCGCAGCUGCGCGGCGCGCUGGACGCCUCCGAGGGCCAGGUGCGCGACGGCGAGAAGCAGCGGGCGGACCUGCGCCGCAUGCUGGACGACGCGCGGCAGCGGUACGAGAAGAUGGCGCGCGACCUCAAGGCCGCGCAGGCGAGGCUGGCCGCCAGCCCGAGCAGGAGAGCGUCGACGGACUCGAAUAGGAGCGGCUCGGUGAACGGAGCCGGUGCGGGUGCGGACACGGCGUACCUGAAGACGAUCUUGCUGCAGUUCCUGGAGCAGAAGGAUGGCAGGCUGCGCGCACAGCUGGUGCCGGUCCUGGGGAAGCUGCUCAAGUUUGACAAGUCUGAGGAAGAGAAAUGGAGCAAGGCUGUGCAGCAUCUGGAAGUGAGAUAA